AUGAUUCUGAAUUUGUAUGCGUUAUGUGGGGAAGUUAGGGAUGCACGGAAGAUGUUCGAUAAAAUGCCGCAGAGAGAUGUUGUGACGUGGAAUACAAUGAUGACUGUGUUGGUGAAGAGAGGUGAUGUAGAGGAAGCUUAUGAUUUGUUUUUGAGGAUGCCGGAGAGGAAUGUGAGGUCAUGGACGUUGAUGAUUUCGGGGUUUGUGCAGCGCGGUAAGCCCAAGGAGGCGGUUCGUGUGUUUUUGGAGAUGGAGGAGGCUGGUGUGAGGGCGAAUGAGGUGACUGUGGUGGCGGUUCUCGCGGCGUGUGCUGAUUUGGGGGACUUGGAUUUGGGUAGGAGAGUUCAUGAGUACUCGAGCCGGAGUGGGUUUGGAAGAAAUGUUUGGAUUUGCAAUACUCUGAUUGAGAUGUAUGUGAAAUGUGGAUGCUUGGAGGAUGCACGUAGGGUGUUUGAUGCGAUGAAAGAUCGAACGGUUGUGUCGUGGUCGGCUAUGAUUUCGGGGCUGGCCAUGCAUGGACAGGCUGAGGAAGCUUUGAGGCUUUUCUCUAACAUGGUUGAGAUAGGGAUGGAUCCAAAUCAUGUAACUUUUGUUGGACUCUUGCAUGCUUGUAGCCACAUGGGGUUUGUAGACAAGGGCCGUGAGUUCUUCGAAAGAAUGACUGCAGAUUAUGGAAUAGUUCCGAGAAUUGAGCAUUAUGGUUGUAUGGUUGAUCUUUUAAGUCGGGCAGGGCUCCUUCAAGAGGCUUACGAGUUCAUAAUGAACAUGCCUAUAAAACCGAAUGGUGUUGUGUGGGGAGCUCUCCUUGGUGGAUGCAAAGUUCACAGAAACAUUGAACUGGCUGAAGUGGCAACUAAGCACCUUGCUGAACUUGAUCCACUGAAUGAUGGAUACUACAUUGUUUUGUCGAACAUUUAUGCAGAGGCACAACGGUGGGAAGAAGUGGCGAGUGUGAGAAAGCUAAUGAGGGAUCGAGGGGUGAAGAAGACACCUGGGUGGAGUUCAAUCACAGUAGAUGGGGUGGUUCAUGAGUUUGUUGCUGGGGAUGAAGCCCAUCCUCACGCUGAGGAGAUCAACCAAAUGUGGGAGAAACUACUUGAAAGAAUGAGGAUGAAGGGUUAUGUGCCCAAUACUUCAGUUGUUCUACUAGACAUGGAAGAGGAACAGAAGGAGAAAUUUCUCAGUCGCCAUAGCGAGAAAUUAGCCCUGGUUUUUGGGCUGAUCAAAACAAAGCCUGGAACACCAAUUCGAAUUAUGAAGAAUCUUCGUGUUUGUGAGGACUGUCAUGCUGCUUUGAAACUUGUAUCAGAAAUUGCGGAGAGAGAGAUAGUUGUGCGUGACCGAAACAGGUUCCAUUGUUUCAAAAAUGGUUAUUGUUCCUGCAGGGAUUACUGGUAG
Molecule: messenger RNA, 1398 nt
Organism: Fragaria vesca subsp. vesca
Lineage: Eukaryota; Viridiplantae; Streptophyta; Magnoliopsida; Rosales; Rosaceae
Product: pentatricopeptide repeat-containing protein At2g29760, chloroplastic-like
Exons: 1
Coding region: 1-1398 (465 amino acids)
Biological process (GO): RNA modification
Molecular function (GO): zinc ion binding; RNA binding; protein binding
Source: RefSeq, a predicted model, not a curated record